AUGGAAUUAAGUGUAAAAUGUGCUUAAAGUUUGAACAAAUUGAGACAUUUUGGAUUAUGCAACAAAUCACAGAUGGAAUUUCUUUGAUUUUAAAGUGAAGCAAGAAAGUAAAUUACUGCGAAUUCUAAAAGCAAAAGAAAACAAAGAAGAAUCAAUAAGGAACCAAAAUCAACAGAAAUUUGAACAAGACAAUUUUAUUACUAAUUAAUUAAUUUAAGGAUGAUAGACAGUAUGAAGCAUCUGACAAUUGCGAUUAUAUUAACGUUUUUUAAAUAUGGAAUAGUGUCAUUAUCAGAUUUCGAUCAGCAGCCGCCCGACGCUAUUUCAACAAUCAACAAUAAGCACUAUCAAUUUCACAAUGAUUACGAUGAAAAUUCAUUUAACGAGGGCAAUGAGAAUAGCGAAACAGUGCAGAGUGCUUUAAAUCGUGGACCAUAUUUUGAUAUUUCAGCAUCGAGAAAUGUUACGGCACUUGUUGGCAGUACAGCUUAUUUGAAUUGUCGUGUUAAGAAUUUAGGAAAUAAAACGUUGACAUGGAUUAGGCAUCGAGAUCUGCAUUUAUUAACAAUUGGAAAGGAGACGUACACACAAGAUCAGAGAUUUCAAAGUGUCCACAAUCCACAUACAAAUGACUGGUCACUAAAGGUUCUGUAUCCACAACAAAAGGAUAGUGGUGUUUAUGAAUGUCAGAUUGGUUCAUCUCCACCUGUAGGAUAUUCUAUGGUUCUUUCUGUUGUCGAACCCAUAACAACAAUCCUCGGUGGUCCUGACAUGUACAUCGAUGUUGGCUCAACCAUUAAUUUGACAUGCAUUGUAAAGCAUUUGCCUGAACCGCCGCCAGGAAUUUAUUGGACACAUAAUGGAAUUGAAAUCAAUUAUGAUUCGCCUAGAGGUGGUGUGAGUGUCAUAACGGAGAAAGGCGACAUAACACAAUCCUAUUUGCUAAUUCAACGAGCUCGACCUUUCGAUAGUGGAAAAUAUAUUUGUGUACCAUCAAAUGCCAAUUCCGAAACUAUAAACGUCCAUGUACUCAAUGGUGAGCAUCCAGCAGCGAUUCAAGCCGCAAGUCAUCUACAAAUUAGAUCAUUUUUACUGAUAUUAGUUUCACUAAUUAUUGUAAUUACAGUUGGUGGCAAUAGAUAACUCUCAAUAGCUUCAAUAUUGUAAAUAAAAUUAACG
Chironomus riparius is the source of this 1179-nucleotide messenger RNA. Lineage: Eukaryota; Metazoa; Arthropoda; Insecta; Diptera; Chironomidae. The record is from the annotation of a GenBank genome assembly.